Molecule: messenger RNA, 351 nt
Organism: Miscanthus lutarioriparius
Lineage: Eukaryota; Viridiplantae; Streptophyta; Magnoliopsida; Poales; Poaceae
Source: the annotation of a GenBank genome assembly
AUGGCGUCCAACUACGUGGACACGACGGGCGAGGAGGGCAGGUUCCACGGCCCCCACAGCCACAGCACCAGCACCACCCCGACGGGCGCGGCGGCGGCGUUGUCGCCGCGCAACAUGCGCCGCAGCUUCUCCUCCGCGUCCUCCGGGAGCCACAGCCACGGCGGCGGGGCCAAGUGCGUGUGCGCGCCCCCGACCCACGCCGGGUCGUUCAAGUGCCGACUCCACCGCACCAACUCCCAGGGCCACGCGCACCCGUCCCCGCCGGUCUCCCCCGCUGGCGGCGCGUCCUCUGCCGCCCCGGCGCAGGGCGUCCCGUCCUCCGCCUCCUCCCGCACCGUCGAGGCCCAGUGA